GGCUGGAAGUAGCGCCCGAAGGGUGGGGGGGGGCGUCAAGCGAAGCGAGUUAGGCCUUGAGAGCGAGCGGGGCGCCUGGGGAGGCCCCAGCAGAGAAUCUUCACAAUGACUACAGUGGUAGAGCGGAAGUUUGUUAAUUUAAGGAAACGAUUGGAUCAGUUGGGAUAUCGACAACCACUAGGAGUAGAAAGUUUGCCUCUGGUGGAAAAACUUUUCAGUGACCUUGUUCAUACAACUGAGAGCCUCCGGAGCACGAAGUUAUCUGCUGGAAAAAUUGAAAAAGAAUGCAGUAACUUUGAUGUUGUUCUGGAACCUUAUCGAGAAGAAAAUGCUAGGCUCACACGUGAAAAUAAUGAAUUGCACUUAGAAGUUCUGAAAUUGAAAGAGCAAUUGGAAGAUCAGGUCAAAGAUUUGAAAGCUACUUUGAGAAAAUUUGAACAUGAGAAUUCAGAUAUGAAAUUUUUGAAUAAUCAGUAUAUACAUAAAAUGAGGUCAUUAGAAAAAGAAAACAAAGCCAAGACUGACAAAAUUCAACAGCUUCAAGAGAAAAAUCUACAAGCUGUGGUACAGACGACGAGGUACAGUGGUAAGAAACGAAAUAUUCCAUUUCGACGUCAGCGUAUGCAAAUAGAUCAGCCAGUUCCUCCUUCAGGGAUUGGCGCCUAUCCAGUUCCUCAACCGAAUGACCCAUAUAUUGCCGAUCUUCUUCAAGUGGCUGACAACAGAAUUCAUGAGCUGCAGAUUGAAGUAGACGACUUGCAGGAAAAACUAGAGAUAGCUGAACGUGAAAUGAAAAAUUACAGCAAACAGGUUGAGCUCCGAGACAGUGAGAUUGAACGUUUAGGAUUCGCACUAGAUGGCGGUCGUUCUCAUGAUGUAAUAUCUCUGGAAGCCAAAAGCAAAAGUAAUGAAAAAAUUAUUGAUCACUUGAAUUUGCAGGUUGAAUUUCUACAGCAAACAAACAAAGAGCUUGAAAAGCGCAUAGAAGAUCUUUUGGAUAGCAGGCAAAAUAUGACCAGUGAAGUGGCUCAUUUAAGCAACAAAAAUGAAGAACUAUGUCAAGAAUUGACUGAAAUUGAUCACUUGGCCCAACAGUUGGAGAGGCAUAAAGAAAUUGUGCUUGAAACUGCAGAUAAAGAAAUUGGAGAGGCUAAGGAAGAAAUUAAAAAAAGACGCAGUGAAGUACAAGAUCGCGAGGAGAUCAUAGCAAGACUGAAGUUAGAGUUAUCUUCCUAUCGCAGAGAAAAAGAAAAAUUGAGUGAAGAACUCUUUGGAAAAUCAGAGGAAAAACAAAAUCUUGAGAUACUGUUAAACCAGACUCAAGCAGAAAACCAUAGAUGGUCCAAAAAAGUUGAAAACCUUGAAAUUAUAAAUCGUGAACUUGUCAUAGAGCUAGAGAGAAUGAGGCUGGAGGGUGGCAUAGCCCUUGGAGACAAGUCACCUUCUCGCCUAGAUGUAUUUGUAAAGACCAUAGAGGAAGACAGGGACUAUUAUAAGCGAGAACUAGAGUGUCUCCAAAAGAUAUUUAAAAGAAGAUCUAGCCCAUUGCGCAAAUCUCCAGAAAAGAGUGAAGACCUUAGGUUAGUUAUACGAGAGAGAGAUGAGCUACAGUCUAUGCUCGACAGAUUUGAAAAGCAUAUGAUAGACAUUCAGUCUAAUGUCAAACUAUUAACUGUAGAAAAAGACAAAUUAAGUGUCCUUUAUGAACAGUCUCAGAAUGAAUUAAACUUACUACGGAGAGAGAAAAAAACCUGUUUUCUAACAAAAAAUCAUGCAGAAGAAGAAAGGAAUAACGCAUUGGCUGAUUUCAGAAGAGCAGCAUCUGAAAAAGAAGGACUGAGGGAGAAAUUAAAGAUCCUGCAGGAGGAAUAUACUUUAGAUAAAUUAAAAUUGGAACAGGAAGUAUCAAGAUUGGAAAGCACUCUUAAAAGAUUGGAAACAGAACGUCUCGAUCAAGUAUCUACAGCGUCACUGUUAAAAGACAAAAUAAGCUCUUUGGAAGAUGAACUAAACAUGAAGACUCAUCAGCUCUUAAAUACAUCUGAAGAUUCUGCACAGUUUAAGUCAGAAUUGAGUUCACUAAAACUAUUAAAUGAACAGAUUCAGAAAUCCCUAGAUGAGAUACAGCAUCAACUAACUCUUAAAGAAAAUGAACUUCAAUCAGCACAAGAGGAAAUUGAGAUAUUAGAGGACAAAAUAGAGACACUCCAAACUAAGAGCUUAUCACAAAAUGAGUCUGUUAUGCUGCUCAGAAGUACCGUUAAUGCCUUGGAUAAGGAAAAAGACAGCCUUCAGGAAAGUAUAGAUGAAAAAACUGAAAAAAUUGCAUAUCUAGAAGACAAUUUAGCUAACAAGGAAAAAACUAUCUUCAGUUUACAAAAAACAGUUGCUCAAUUGGAAUUGUCUUUAGACCAAUUAAAGGAUGCCUUAAAUGGGAAAGACCGUGACCUUGCCAGUCUCCACCGCCAGUUUGAUGCGGUACACUCAGAGCUUGGAGAAACCAUCAGAGUGAAAGAAAUGGCUCUGAAGGAAAACAGAAGAUUACAGGAUGAUCUAGCUACAAUGACUAGAGAAAACCAGGUAAUCUCAACUGAAUUGGAAGUAACUUUACGUGAAAAAGAAGAACUGAAAGUUAGAGUUCAUAAUUAUAUUACUGAAGUCUCCAGAUUUGAAAGUUUAAUGUCCUUAAAGGAAAGAGAAAAUAAAGAAUUAUUGGAGAAGUUCCAGAUGCUUCACAGCCAAGCCGAAGAUUGGGAAGUAAAGGCUCAUCAAGCUGAGGGACAAAACAGCUCUGUACGAUUAGAGCUCCUUUCGGUUGAUACUGAACGAAGACACCUUAGAGAAAGAGUAGAAUUAUUGGAAAAAGAAAUUCAAGAGCACAUCAUUGCACAUCAAACAUAUGAGUCGCAAAUUUCUUCAAUGGCAAAAAAUAUGGCCAAGCUGGAAGAAAUUCUCAGACGUGAAAAAGAAGAAAAAUCUUCAAUAAAUCACGAUGUGUCUGCUGUUAGAGAUUUAUGUGUCAAACUGGAAUCUAGCAAAGAUCUGCUCUCACGUCAAUUAACAUCCAAAUCUCUGGAAUUUGAAAGGAUUAUGUCUGAAUUUGAAGAUACAAAGUCAGAAACAGAGCUGUUAAAAAAGCAACUGUCAAGUGAGCGACUUACAAUACAAAACUUGGAAACCCUCUUGUCUACCAGCAGAGACAAAGAUUUUCAGAACCAUUUGAUAACCCAUGAAAAAGAUUCAGAGAUACAAUUGCUCAAAGACAAGUUAACACUCUCGGAGAGUAAAUUAACAAGCCUUAGUAGAGAAGUUUCUAUACUGCGAAAUAAGCUUACACAGCUGCAGACUGAUUAUGAUAUUGUGAAAAGACAGCUGACAACAGAGCAAUUUGAACGGGAACGGGCCAUUCAAGAGAUGCGAAGGCUUGGCUUCACUGCCUCUUCUCUCCCCACCUCUUCACCGCUUAGCUCAACUUUGAGAUCCCCAUCACAUUCUCCAGAGAGGGCAUUUUCAGGAACAACAGAACGAACAGAAAAUUCGGAAAUAAAGUUUGAGGAAUUGACACACCUGAGUUCCAGCUUUUAAAGACAAAAUGAGGCAGUUUAAAAUACAAAACUAAUUAGGUAAGAAUGAAUUUUAUUGCAAGGAAACUAAUGUUGUAGUUUUUGUCACAAUAUAGUAACAAGUUGUCAGAUACAGUACAGUACAUUCCUUAAUUGACAAAGCUUUGUACCAUCUUGAUAUUAUCAAUAAGCAAUCUGCACAAAGCACUAAAACAUUUAACAUCCAGAGCUAUUUUGGGCAUAACUUGACUAUGUUUGUGGAUAUUUUAUUAAAAGAACACAAUUUCAAUUACUGAACAAAAUCCAUGAAUUAAAGCAGCAGGAACAUUCUUGGGCCAUCUGUGUAACCAAAAGUUCAUGGAAUUUUGGACUGGGGUAUAUAUGCCAUAAUAAUAGCUGUUAUUUUAUAGCAUUAAUUUUGGAUUAUGUUGUUACUAAUGUACUUGAUAUCACUAAGAAGACGAUACUAAAGAUAUUAUGAUUAAAUAAAGUAAUUUCAGUUUUCGAGGAA
This is a messenger RNA of Pantherophis guttatus, 4074 nucleotides long. NCBI's taxonomy places the organism in Eukaryota, Metazoa, Chordata, Lepidosauria, Squamata, Colubridae. The record is from RefSeq and is a predicted model, not a curated record.